Molecule: messenger RNA, 1191 nt
Organism: Tetrahymena thermophila SB210
Lineage: Eukaryota; Ciliophora; Oligohymenophorea; Hymenostomatida; Tetrahymenidae
Product: sucrose-6F-phosphate phosphohydrolase
Exons: 3
Source: RefSeq, a predicted model, not a curated record
AUGGAAGAACGCAUGAAUGAAAAUAUAGUUAAAUUGUAUUAUUUUACUUCCCUUUAUCGCCCAAGGAUACACUUUACCAUCGGUUCUAGCUACCUUAAAAGCGACGAAGAAGCGUUGCACUGGGAUCAGUACAUAAUGAAAAAAAGUUCAUGUAGAACUGAUGUCUAUGAAUAGGAUUUUAUUUUGGAAUACGAUUAAUAUCUGGAAUUUGUUUUUUGUAGUGAUAAUGAAGAUGAUACUAAAGUGAAAUGGGAGAAUCCUCGAUAAGACACAAAGCAGUCUUACACAAAGGGAAAUAACUUUUUAAUAGACUAAACAGGGGUUUUUGCAAUUUAUCAAGGGUAUAUAGUGAAAGUUAAUUAGUAAAAGCUACCUGAUAAGCUAGUUAUUUUUACAGAUAUCGAUGGAACUCUCUACGGAGAUUUCCACAUACAUGAGGCUUUUAAAAGAUUUUUUAUAACUAACGGACUAUUUUGUAAUGCAAACUUAAAGCUCGUGUAUUCUACAGGUAGAAAUCUAUAAAGCUUUAAAGAUUUGUAAAAGAAUGUUCAUUUGCUUUUUCCUGAUAUUUUAGUUGGUUCUUGCGGCUCUGAAAUAUACUAACUUGGGACAUCGUAAGAUGAAUUUGAAACGAAUCCAUAUAAUUAAAAUUAAGCUUGGAUUUAAUAUAUCACUCAGGAUAAUUGGGAUUUAUAAGCAUUAUAUGACUUUGUGAAGAAAGAAUUUCCAGCUGCAUGGCCAAAUUUGAGUGAAGGAGUCAGUUUAUAUAAAGGUUCUUUCCUUUUAACUGAAAAAGAUUCUAGAUAAAGAGAUAAAUUAGAUGUAUUGAUGAAAAAAGCGUUUUUAGAGCUUAAAUAAAACUGGAAAUAUAUAAUAUCUGGCCACGGAAAUCAUAGAUUCUUGGACAUACUUCCAGAGAGAGCAGAUAAAGGAUCAUCUUUAUAGUUUGUUUGCAUGAAAAUUCUAAAAACUGAUUAUACAAAAUCUGCUGCCUUCGGUGACUCUUUGAAUGACGUAGAUUUGCUUUGUUGUGCAGGUUAAGGAUUUAUUGUAGCAAAUGCACAACAGGAUUUAUUGGACUGGUUUUCUUAAAAUUAGUCAAGGUUCUAAAACGUAAAAGUAAGUGCAUAUCAUGAAGGUGAUGCUAUUGCAAAAUAUCUUCAACAAAUACUAAAAGGAUAUAGCAAAUGA